Messenger RNA from Coturnix japonica (Japanese quail), 1504 nucleotides. It is a transcript of the gene DIPK1C, whose product is annotated as divergent protein kinase domain 1C. NCBI's taxonomy places the organism in Eukaryota, Metazoa, Chordata, Aves, Galliformes, Phasianidae. The record is from RefSeq and is a predicted model, not a curated record.
GGGGGGCGCCGGGCGAUGGACGCCGGCACGGAGCGGGGAGAGGGCGAGCUCGGGGCUGGAGCGGCCCGGGCCGGCCGCGGCGAUGAGGGGCAUCCCGGGCUGGAGGAGGCUGCGGCUCUCAGGCUGGCGCCGGUGCACCCUCGCGUUCCUCCUCGCCUGGGCCGCCGGCUGGGUGGUGCUGAGCGCUCUGCUCUUUCUCCUCCACGGGAGCGUCUUCUCCGAGCGCUGCACGGACGAGGACGGACGCCGCAUCCUGGCCAGGCUGUGCCUUGACUACAGCAGUGGAGCCUUGACCGGUGACCUCUGUGAAGACCUCUGUGUGGCGCAGAAGCUGGUGUACAAACACUGCCUUUACUAUGACAGAGGUAAGAAGGUCAUCCAGGCUGACUGGAGAGGCCAGCCCAUCAUCCUGAAAUCCAAAAAGGAAAUCUUCUCCAGCUACCAGCAUCUCAGUAUGCUGGAUGAGGCGGAAACACAGGACAUUCCUGAAACAGAGAUUCUGCUGAUGAUAGCCUUGGAGGUCAAAAAUGUUCUGGGGCUGGAACUAUCUAACAAUAGCACGGGGCCCCUGUGGACAAGGAGGAAGGGACCUCAUUGGAAAGCGCAGGUGGCCAGCAUGUGGUCCUUGCUCCAGCAGGAGGAAUACAUUUUCUUUAGUUUGCUGCAGGACUUCAGCAAACAUGUGCUACGAAUUAUUGGCUCUUGUGGACAUUUCUAUGCCGUGGAGUAUCUUACAGCUGGACAUGCCUGGCACAAAACUCUUUUUCCCUUGGAAAACAUAGUAGGUCCCUCCCUCGCUGGCCGCAGAAGCAGAGUGAGAGCCAUCAUUGACAUUGCACUCAGCUUUCUGGACAUGGUACAACAUUUUGAUAAUGAUUUCUCUCAUCGCCUUCACCUGUGUGACAUCAAGCCAGAAAACUUUGCUAUCAGGCAUGAUCUUACGGUGGUGGCCAUCGAUGUGGAUAUGGCUUUUUUCGAACCCAAAAUGAGGGACAUCCUUGAGCAGAACUGCACAGGAGAUGAAGAUUGUAAUUUUUUUGAUUGCUUUUCAAAAUGCAAUCUGAAAAUCAGAAGAUGUGGAGCACAGAGAGCCAAUAACAACUUGCAAGUCAUUUGUGACAAAAUAUUCCGCCGCUGGUUUUCUCCAAGCCUCAGAGGAUCAUUAGUUUCCUUCCCUCUGCAGCCGCAGUUGCAGAAAGCUGUGCAGGAGUGUGCAGAGCUGGGACAUGUGGAUGCUACCAUGCACCAGAGAACUCUGAAAUCUCUUAUUGAAUUAAACCACCUGCUUCGGGUCAGCCAACAAGAACUGCAAAGGGCAGAGUAGACAGAAGGCAGAACUGCAAAGGCCACAUCACAACCACUGCUUUCUGUCUGCCCUCCAUGCCUUCUACCCACCGUAUUACAUUCAUAGCACAUAUUUUUCCAGCUAUGCAAAUGAAAUUCAUGACUGCAGGUGCAGCAUGUCCUGUUAAUAUCUCUUGAAAUACAAAAUUGUUUUACAUUA